Messenger RNA from Marasmius oreades (fairy-ring Marasmius), 1761 nucleotides. RefSeq lists its product as uncharacterized. The transcript is spliced from 7 exons. NCBI's taxonomy places the organism in Eukaryota, Fungi, Basidiomycota, Agaricomycetes, Agaricales, Marasmiaceae. The coding region runs from base 798 to 1700 and encodes 300 amino acids. The record is from RefSeq and is a predicted model, not a curated record. Gene Ontology annotation, biological process: lipid metabolic process.
CGGCCGAAAUUUAUCGACCUUCUUUAACCGAACCACCAUCACGCGUCGGGCCCAUCUUGCAAACCUUCCACCUCUCAAUUUGAAGCCUGCUUGCUGAGGGAAUUAUUUCUUCCUCUAGUGGGUUACAAGCCACGCCGACGAUCUAUUUCUAUUUUCGCCCGAAUUCAGUGGGUCAUGUGAGAGAAAGCUGUACCCUGAUAAAUUUACACUGGGAAAGACAAGAGUUCGUUGCUCAUGGGUAUGUGCUACUUAUCGCAUUUUGAUUUACAAGGCCGUGCAAGUUUGAUUUUGUAAUGUUAACGAUUUACGCGUUACGCCGCGCAUUUGAAUACGAAAUCUGAAGUUGAUCAGUGAUUUUAGUGUUCUCUGAACGGCAGUGGUCGCUUGGGUCUGCGGUGUUGGUCGAAGUUCUUAUGCAUCAGACACUGGGUCUCUAUUUCUGCAAGUCAUGACCUCAGGAUCAAGCUAGGGUUUUUCCCACUUCCUAGAUCAACCGACACAAUCCCGCAGGUACCAACACCCAAUAGCACUUGUAGCGCCUGAUACUCUCAUCGACUGGCAGUUGCGGUGUCAAUCACUCGUUUAUCUCGGAGGGAAGAUGAAAAACGCUGCCCUGAAGUUGAUUCGAACUACAACUGCUGAUGUCUAAUGUGACUUGAUAUUCUCCUUGAUCAUCUUCCUAUCCCGAACUCUAGGUUCCCUCUCCUUUGAGGAUGCCUUAAAAAGCCCCAGCACGGACUACCAUACUCUAGAUCAGCAUCCUUUCGUUCUCGCCCUCCCUUUUCGAACUUCUGGAAAUGUUCUCUUCUUUCGCUGCUCUCCUCUCAAUCUGCGUUGUGGUGCUGGCAUCACCCACAUCGGAGAAACGUCAAUCGAUAACUACCCUCUCGAAUGCUCAGAUUGCGACGUUCAAACCGUUUUCUUUCUAUGCAGCAGCAGCUUAUUGUAAGCCUCCGACUACGUUGGCUUGGAACUGCGGUGCAAACUGUGAGGCCAAUCCCACUUUCAAGCCUGUCGCGUCCGGUGGAAAUGGUGAUAGUGUCCAGUUUUGGUAUGUCGGUUACGACCCGACCCUCAAAACUGUUAUUGUCGGACACCAAGGAACCGACUUCUCUAAGAUCAGCGCGAUAGUAACUGACGGCAACUUCGUGCAUGGAGAGCUGGACUCGUCAUUAUUCCCUGGUGUGCCAUCUACAGCCCAAGUUCAUGAUGGAUUCCGAGACGAACAAGCUAAGACCGCAACGCAAGUUCUCGCAGCCGUAAACCAAGCGUUGUCUGCAAACUCUGCUAACCAGGUAGCGGUGGUGGGGCACUCGAUGGGUGGUGCGUUGGCUCUGCUUGAUGGAGUGUAUCUGCGACUCCAGUUACCAACCAACACGAGCGUUAAAGUAGUCAAUUAUGCCUCUCCUCGGGUUGGAAACUCCAAUUUUGCGAGCUUUGUUGACUCUCAUGUCCCGUUAACCCAUAUCACCAACAAAAAAGACAUCGUCCCUAUCAUGCCAGGUCGAGCAUCAGAUUUCGCUCAUCCAAAUGGAGAGAUACACAUCAAGGAAGACAAUACGUGGAAUUCCUGCCCUGGACACGAUAACACUAAUACGCGAUGCACUGUGGGAGACGUUCCAAAUAUCUUUGCGGGUCUCUCUCACGAGCCAAAUGAUCAUUUCGGACCUUAUGACGGUGUUCAUAUAGGAGGAUGCUGAUCGUUGAAGGAUCCAAACUUGCUUGUUCACACGCUCUUUUUAUUCUCCUAGCGUGGCCUGG